AUGUGUUGCAAUCUUGCUUGGCAAUGUGCUCAACUUUGGUUGAAGACACGGGAAGCUCUUGGGCACCCAUUAGGAUUUUCCAAGGAAAAUGAUCUCUUGUUUCAAAAUCUUCCAAAUUCCCAAUUGCAGAAGGUAUUGGAACGUCCUGGAGCAUUUGUUCUUGAGAUUGGCACUGAAGAGAUGCCUCCUCAUGAUGUAGUUGAAGCAAGUAACCAGCUUAGAAGUCUCACUGUGGAGUACCUGAAAAAAAGAAGACUGAGUUGUGGAGAAGUUUCAUCAUAUGGUACACCACGCCGACUUGUGACUGAAGAUGGCCCCUUGGUUCUUUCUAAAUUACAGUUUGCAGGUUGUGUGAAGAACCAGUACUAUACGCAGACACAAUAUGAUGAAGUGAGAAUUGAAUGGAGUGAAUUUGUGUACUCGUAUUUGAAGUGA
This is a messenger RNA of Zingiber officinale, 435 nucleotides long. Its product is annotated as glycine--tRNA ligase, chloroplastic/mitochondrial 2-like. Gene Ontology annotation, cellular component: cytoplasm; mitochondrion; chloroplast stroma. Gene Ontology annotation, biological process: glycyl-tRNA aminoacylation. Gene Ontology annotation, molecular function: glycine-tRNA ligase activity; ATP binding. Bases 1 to 435 code for a protein of 144 amino acids. The transcript has 4 exons. The record is from RefSeq and is a predicted model, not a curated record. NCBI's taxonomy places the organism in Eukaryota, Viridiplantae, Streptophyta, Magnoliopsida, Zingiberales, Zingiberaceae.